UCCUUUACGUCCUCGCGGUACAUCGUGGAAAGAUGUCGGAGAGGAGAGUGCCCAGUGGAGGAACAGCGCACAUGAAACCAGCCAUAAAGAGCCAACGCCGUGGUGUUUAUUGUGAGUUUUGAGCAAACGUAAGGGGUGAGGUUUAGUCAAUCCCAUAAACGGAGCUGUCUGGCGCGAAUGGGUGGAUAAAAACGCCCCAAUCCGAAGAAGAGACAGAGAACCGCGUGAGUGCUUAAACCGAGGCCGGGGAGCCGCCUCGGCUUCUCGCUGGGGUGGGGAUGUUAUCCGUACUGUCUUAUGGCAGACUGGUAGCCAGGGCUGUCCUCGGUGGACUCUCGCAGACGGACGGGCGCGACUACAGCCUCGUCACGGCGAGCUAUGGCUUCGGCAAGGACUUUCGGAAGGGGAUCCUCAAGAAAGGGAUGUGCUACGGGGACGACGCCUGCUUCAUCGCAAGGAACAAGAGCGCCGACGUUUUGGGCGUAGCAGAUGGCGUCGGGGGCUGGCGGGACUACGGCGUCGACCCGUCUCAGUUCUCCGCCACGUUGAUGAGAACGUGCGAGCGGCUGGUGAAGGAGGGCCGUUUCACUCCCAGCAACCCGGUGGGCAUCCUGACGUCUGGCUACUAUGAGCUCCUGCAGAACAAAGUUCCCCUUCUUGGGAGCAGCACCGCCUGCAUCGUGGUGCUGGACCGACGGAGUCACCAACUCCACGCGUGUAACCUCGGUGACUCGGGCUUCCUUGUGGUGCGCGGAGGUGAGGUGGUACACCGUUCAGACGAACAGCAGCACUACUUCAACACGCCCUUCCAGCUGUCCAUCGCUCCGCCAGGGGCCGAAGGGGUAGUGCUCAGUGACAGUCCAGAAGCUGCUGACAGCUCCUCCUUUGACGUGCAGCUUGGUGACAUCAUCCUCACCGCCACGGAUGGUCUCUUUGACAACAUGCCAGACUACAUGAUACUCCAUGAGCUCAAAAAACUCAAAACCACAAACUAUGACAGCAUCCUACAGACUGCACAGAGUAUAGCAAAGCAAGCGCACAACCUCGCCUAUGAUCCCAACUAUAUGUCACCAUUUGCACAGUUUGCAUGUGACAACGGCCUGAAUGUAAGAGGAGGAAAGCCUGACGACAUCACGGUGCUGCUGUCCAUUGUAGCUGAAUAUACAGACUAGGAAGUGUGUGCUCCUAUGUGUGUGUGGAGGAGUGCGUGUGCGCUCCUUUGCAGGGCUCACUCAUCCCCUUCCGUCCGUCUGACUCUUCCUCCGCCCUGUGGCCCACUGGACACGACGCCCACUCGUCCACCCAUGUCCAUUUUGUUUUUGUUUCUUCCUCUAUUGUGUCGAGCAUCAAAGGGGAAGCAGGCAGCUAGGAUAGAUCAAUGUUGAUCAUUAACACAGGAGAAGCGCAGCACAUUAGGCAUCUAAAUUACACAUCAUUGUAUCACAACAGAUAUAGUGAGAGGAGUAAGCAAUGCUUUGGGGGCUCUUCGGGUGAAAGAAUCAACAGGUGAGCUUGAAGAAUUUGUUUAUCUAGCUCCGUUUGAGUCCAAUGUUUAGGAGUUGGCUUUGGGAAUGUGAAUGAAGGAUGAGCUAACUUGCUCAGCCCUUAGAGGGAACUAAAUGGAGUCAACAUGCAUAGGUUCUUUAGGUUUGGGACCGGGGGAAAGAUGUGCCUGUUUGCAGUUGUAAAUAGUUUUGUUUUGGGACUGUCGUCUUUACUUUUGGUUUUGGGUUUUUUAUGAUUACUGUCGUGAGUGAUGUGUUGAGAUAUGUUUGGUCAAUCCACACACUUCCAUUUGCUGAGACAAACAUUUUCUGAGAUAGUGUGAUAGGAUAAGGGAGUACCUUAAGUGUGUGAGUUAGAAUGUGUGUUAUGUUUGAUGUUUACAGAAAAACAUUACAGCAUCUGGUAAUGCUCACGAUUGCAACCAUAGGUCAGGUGUGAUGAUAAAGAGAUGUAUAUUUUCUUUUUUAAAUGGUGAUGUUUGAAA
Messenger RNA from Phycodurus eques (leafy seadragon), 1990 nucleotides. RefSeq names its product protein phosphatase PTC7 homolog. The coding region runs from base 279 to 1172 and encodes 297 amino acids. The transcript is spliced from 6 exons. The record is from RefSeq and is a predicted model, not a curated record. Lineage: Eukaryota; Metazoa; Chordata; Actinopteri; Syngnathiformes; Syngnathidae.